CUCCUCACCCCACCAUUCACCGGCGAACCUCACCUACUGCACGAUUCAAUACCACCCUCUCGCUUCCGCGCGCCGUGAUCCACCACAUCACAUGCUUGCCGCCUGCUCAUAGUUCCCUUCCGGCGCCGUCGCCAUGCGCAUCCUCAACCUCUGGAACCUGCUGUCGGCUGCGAGUCUGGCAACAGCAGCCCAGCACCUCCCGCCCCGAAACUACUCGAGCCACGACUACUAUGCCGUCCACAUCGACCCUACCUCGUCGCCGCUAGACGUUGCCGCGCAUCUGGGGUUGACGUACGAAGGCCCCCUCAGUUCGCUCGCUGAGCACCAUGUCUUCAAAGCGCCCAAGCACGACAACGAUAUCAUAGAUGAGGCCAGACAGGAUCUGAAGCGGAGAAGACGGAAGCGCGAGAUUGGAUACGAGAGCCACCCGCUCGACAGCGUGCGCUUCACACAAAAGCAGAAGAUCAAGCCUCGCCACUGGAAGCGCAGUGUGAUUCCUGAGCGACAGGACCGAGCUGGCAUCCAAAUAACGGAUGCCAUCAGGACGCAACGCGAGAUCGCAGGCAAGCUCGAGAUUCACGACCCCAUCUUCGAGGAACAGUGGCACAUCUUCAACGUGAAGGACACCAGGCAACGACAUCAACGCAUAACCGGCAAGGGUGUGACGGCUUGUGUGGUUGACGAUGGUCUGGACUACGACAGCAACGAUCUCAAGGACAAUUUCUUUGCCGAAGGCUCCCACGACUACAACGACCACGAAGACCUGCCCACCCCGAAACUGUCCGACGACAGACACGGUACCAGAUGCGCUGGAGAGAUCGCUGCUGGAAGAAACGACGCCUGUGGUGUCGGACUGGCAUACGACGCGAAGAUUUCGGGUGUGCGCAUCCUGUCAGGCGACAUUACGGACAUGGACGAAGCCCUGGCCAUCAACUACGAGAUGCAGAAGAACUUCAUCUACUCGUGCUCAUGGGGUCCUCCAGACGAUGGCAAGACUAUGCAGGCGCCAGGUAUUCUUAUUGAGAAGGCCAUGGUCACUGCCGUACAACAAGGACGCGGGGGCAAGGGCUCCAUCUACGUGUUCGCUGCCGGCAACGGUGCUGCUAGCGACGACAACUGCAACUUUGACGGCUACACCAACAGCAUCUACAGCAUCACGGUCGGCGCAAUCGAUAAGAACAACCAGCAUCCGUAUUACUCUGAAGCUUGUUCCGCCCAGUUGGUUGUCACUUACAGCAGUGGCGGCGGUGACUCUAUCCACACCACGGACGUCGGUGCAAACAAGUGCACAAGCCAGCACGGAGGCACGUCUGCGGCUGGACCCAUUGGUGUUGGAGUGUAUGCGCUCUUGCUUGAGGCGCGUCCCGAUCUCACAUGGCGCGACGUUCAAUGGCUCACAGUCAUGACUGCCGUUCCAUUCGAUACCCCGAGCGACUGGACAAAGACCGCCCUCGAUCGCAUGUACAGCCAUCAGUUUGGAUACGGAAAGCUCGAUGCAUGGGCCAUUGUCGAAAAGUCAAAAGACUGGAAGCUCGUCAAGCCACAAGCAUGGUUCUGGUCACCCUGGAUGCACGUCAAGAAGGCCAUUCCUGAAGGCGAUCACGGUCUCGCCAGCGUGUUUGAAGUCACAGCCGAUAUGCUCAAGGAAGCCAACCUCGAGCGCGUCGAGCACAUUACACUCACAAUGAACGUCAAGCAUCAGCGCCGUGGCGAUCUGCUUGUCCAACUUCACUCACCUACUGGAAUGAUCAGUCAUUUGUCUACAGCUCGACGAGACGACGAAGACAUCCGCGGCUACCAGGACUGGACCUUUAUGUCUGUUGCUCACUGGGGCGAAUCUGGCGUGGGCAACUGGACCGUGAUCAUCAAGGACGUCAUCUCCGGAAACAACAAGAAGGGCACAUUCGUCGAUUGGAAGCUGCGUCUCUGGGGCGAGUCUAUUGAUGCCGCGAAAGCCAAGCUUCUGCCUAUCCCCACCGAGCACGACGAUGACGACCACGACAAGAUCGAAGAUCAUCCCGCGCACACUACUUCAGUGUCUGUUCCUGCGGGUACUAAGCCAACCAUGACUGGCAACCCCUCUGAUCACCCUGAUCGUCCAGUGAACCAGAAGCCAUCUCAGACUUUGGCUGAUGUGCAACAGACAGUAACGGCUACCUCUUCACCCACGGCACCCACGGCAUCUUCCACUCCCGCUGAGAACCUCCUACCAAGCAUCUUCCCCACGUUCGGUGUCUCGAAACGGACGCAGAUCUGGAUCUACGGCUCGCUUGCUCUUAUUAUCGUUUUCGUUAUUGGUCUCGGCGCAUAUCUCUUCAUCGCCCGCCGGAAGCGACUCAGGGAUAGCAGAGAUUCGUACGAGUUCGAGGUUCUGGAUGAUAUCGAGGACAGGGAAGAUACUGGUAUGCUGGGCGCCGCUGCGGGUCGCAAGAAGCAUGCGAGGAGGGGCGGAGAGCUUUAUGAUGCGUUUGCUGGCGAAUCGGACGAGGACUUGCUGAGCGAUGAGGAUGGCGAUGAAGGCCCGUACAGGGAUCGCGAUGGAGACAGGUUCAACGAGAAGUUCGAGGCAGCGGAUGAAAGUGACGAGGGCACUGGUAGUAGCAGUAGCUCGGCAGGCAAGCGGCAGUAA
Molecule: messenger RNA, 2629 nt
Organism: Parastagonospora nodorum SN15
Lineage: Eukaryota; Fungi; Ascomycota; Dothideomycetes; Pleosporales; Phaeosphaeriaceae
Exons: 2
Coding region: 134-2629 (831 amino acids)
Biological process (GO): protein processing
Cellular component (GO): trans-Golgi network; Golgi membrane
Molecular function (GO): serine-type endopeptidase activity
Source: RefSeq, a predicted model, not a curated record